Molecule: messenger RNA, 2235 nt
Organism: Ceratitis capitata (Mediterranean fruit fly)
Lineage: Eukaryota; Metazoa; Arthropoda; Insecta; Diptera; Tephritidae
Exons: 7
Coding region: 747-2045 (432 amino acids)
Source: RefSeq, a predicted model, not a curated record
UGGUGGGUGCGGCGAACAGUGCGAAAAGGCAAGACAAAGCGUUAACAACGUGAAACGAAAUGUGCGGACGUGAAAUACGUAAAUAGUGUAAGUGAUUGAGAGAAAAAAAUAUAAUAUAUUUGUCAUACGAGUAUGUAUAUACGCGUGUAUCUAUAACAAGUAUAUGCACGUUGUAUAGCGGCGCGGUAAAUUCACUACGCGAUAAAAGGUCAAUCAUUAAAAGCAGAAAGCGUUCAAUUAUCACUCGCUGUACUUAUUUAUAUGUAUGUAUAUUGAAAGAUUAAUGAAUUGACAUAUCUACAUAUGCUUUAUUGAAUUUUAUGCGCCAUCUGAGUGCCAAGUCGGUUGCAGCACAAGAAACGUACUGAAAAUUGAAGUGAAACAAAGCGUCGGCGAAACCUUAAGAGUUAUAUUGUAUUUAUGUACGUUCAUACAUGCUGUACAUAUAUACAUAUGUAUAUUUAUAAUUAAAAUUGUGUAGCAUAUUUAUUGUGUGAGUGUGGGUGUACAUAAAUACAAGAUAUAAAUGAAAUAACACAGCAUUCGACUUAACUCUAUGAUUGACGCAGCCGAAAAGAGCCGGCAGCAAAGGGACGAAUAUAAAUAUAAAAGUUAUUUCCACGCACACAUUUACGUGUCCACUUCCGUCUUGUGACAAACACAGUAUUUAAAAUCAAAAAUAUACAGAUAAAUUAUAUUCCACAAUACAUAUACACACACACAUAUAUACACGCAUAUACGUGGUGAUGACCUGGUUUACGAGCAUAACUACGUCGUGUGACGGUAACUUCCGGCAUAAGCGGAAGUUUCACGGCUAUUUGUUUUUGGCAUGUGCUUUACUGCUGAUUGUGGUGAAUGCGACGCCGGUGAAUGCACAUCCCAAGGAGACGGAGUCAGGUGAUGUUAUCGUGCCGCUGGACGAAGCACUGCCGCUAAGUGAGGAAUACGAUGAUGUGGAUAAUAUUGAGUUUCAUCAGGCCAAACUUGUGGAUGGCGUGCUACAGGAGGAACAUCCGGUUAUUAUGUAUAAAGAAGAUUUUGUUAGCGAAGAUUUUGUACCGAAAAAGAACCGAACCCACCGUUUGCGCAAACACAGAGAUCCAGCGCAUCGUCGUCGUCGCUUAAACGAACAGGCGGAAACGGAAAAAUAUCAUCCUCUACAACCGGAAAAAAUCUAUUUUGAUAUUCUCUCUUCAGCACCAAUUGUUACCUCCGAUGAGUCCAAGUCUGCCUCCUCAAAGGCGCAUGUCGAGGUAAUCUCUUUAGCGGAAGCAGACUCACCGAAGAUGGUGGAGGGUGAAGACGAAGUGAAGCGUGUGCUUAAUAAACGUCCGAAGAAAUAUCAUCAUCGCCGACAGCGUCGUGAGGCCGACGAAAGCAUUUAUCACCGCGAACACUUGGUACAGAAGCGUCACCAAAAUCCCUACUAUCGUGUUAGCGGUGUUAACAGCAUUUAUCGUGUUCCAGUUUAUCAACCCAUUCCCAACCAGUACUAUUUGCCGAGCUAUUCCCCAGUGAAACACUACCAAAAAAAACCGGUUCAGGGAAAUUAUCAUAAUGGUCCCGUUAACGUGCCACCCACACCUAAAAUUACCGUCGGUACAAGAUUCGGCGGCCCCGAUAAUACUGAUCGUGUAAUUUGGCGAGAUUAUACGCCAACUAGGAAUCCCAAUCAACGCGCAAAUGUCACAGUUGGGGCACCCAGACCGCUAUUUUCACGCCGUACAACGGAGGCGCCAAACCUAGCAACUGUACCCCCCCGAAGUAAUGCAAAACAACCAGUUUCGGGACCUGUUUUUAAUUCCGUAGGCACAGAAGCUCCACCAUCCAAGAUACCACCAACACCACCAACACCACCCACGGCAGCUCCACCCGCCACUGCUUGCGUUUGGGCCAUAACCAGUUGUUGCUUACCCAAUGACUCAACAGUGCGAUACAGAUGCUUCCAACAAUAUGGUUGUAAUUAUGUCUUUUGGAAUUUGAAUCCCUGUGCGGAUAAUAUACGUGACAAUGUCAUCGAUUAUCUGAAUCAACAAUUCGAAUAAACGAAACGAAAUUAUCGAAACGUGCAUACAUACAUAAAUAUGGGUCUAUGUAUAUACUCGUACACUCAGGUUUGCCUUGAGCGUAUGGGUAUUGAGGCAUACAAAUUUCACAAAGCAUUUAUUAACCAUAGCUUAGUGUGUAAGAUUAAGUUACUGUAAAGCUUCUAAUGUUUUUAUAUAUAUUUUUAUU